AGACAACGAGUCGGCCAAUUAGCGUGCUGUUUGGUUUGCUUCAGUCAGUCCGUCAGUGGUGAGUGUGAGCUGUAGACAGACUUAAGGAGCUGCUGUAUCGUGAAGCAAGGAGCAAUUGGGGAAAUACAUUUGAAACUGCAACGCUAAGGAGGAGCACCGACUGCGUAGGUGGAUCUUGUGGCGAGCUUUGUGUAUCCUGCACAUGUAGCAGACGAUCCAGACACGUAGCCUGAAGGCUGCUCUGCAACAAUGCCAGAGUCCUCCCUGGAAGUCAAGGACAUUUGCAGCAGCUCCGUUGAAUGUAGACCAUCUCCCUUAAGACGGUUUAGCCAAUCAUCUCUGCCACUGCAAAGAAACUACAUGCUCAGUACCUUCUGCACAGAGAACAACGUGCAGGAAUGUCUAUCACACAUCAAUCAGGAGGUGUCAUCUCUUGGCCUCCCACCAGUUUGGAAGGAGUCGAGCGGCAGCCCAGAGAUGAACGUUGUGGCUGUGCUAAAUUGCAUGUACGACCUGAUUCAGCUGCACCGCAGGGGCCUUCGGACCCUGGAAAGCAUGGAAGUGGAGCAGCUAAAGUCCAGCAGCAAUGUGGAUUACCUGCAGUACACCAGCACCCAUUUAAAAGAGCAGCUUGAACUGUCCAAAAGGGAAAACACAGGACUCCUUGAGAGAGAACGACAGCUGCAGCUGAAAGUGAAGAGUUUGCAAAACUGCCUGAAAAAUGAAAAAGAAGAGGUGCAAAAACUUCAGAACAUAAUUGCAAGCCGGGCCAGCCAGUACAAUCAUGAGAUGAAAAGGAAAGAAAGAGAAUUUAACAAACUGAAGGAGCGCUUGAAUCAACUUCUGGUUGACAAAAAGGAGAAGAAACAAGCCAUUGAUGUAUUAAACAACAUUGGAAGAGCUGAUGGGAAGAGAAGCCUUUGGAAAACUGAAAAGACAGAAGCAAAGCAUGAGGGGGAGAUGUAUAAGACUCUGCUGAGUGACUAUGACACCCGACAAAGGGAGUUGCUGCUGGAAAAUGCAGAGUUGAAGAUAGUGUUGCAGCAGAUGAAAAAAGACAUUGUGUCCAUUCUGAGUUCAAGGAAACCAACGCUGAAAGACGACAAACAUCCAGAUGAUGGCGUACAGGCUGACUCAGAGGAGGAAGAGGAAGUUUUUGAUUCCAGCAAAGAAAGUGUAGAGCAGUAUUGUGUUCAGGCCCGGGAGAAGCUGACCAACAGUAUUCGCCUCCAGUGGAGAAGACUCAAGAGCCACGUUGAAAGAUUGGACAGCCAAGCGUCUUUAGCUCAGAUGGGCGAGAACAAAAACACUGAUGCUGUUUCCCGAGAGACUCAUGAGGAGGAGAUGGACAGACUGAAGCUGGAGAUCCAGCAGUGCAGAGACUUCAUUCAAACACAACAGCAGGCGCUGCAGCAGCAACUGAGCUCUCCGUGUGAUGAGGAGACGGCAUCCCUGCUGAGCGACUGCUACAUGCUGCAGGAGAAAGAGCGCUUCAGAGAGGAAUGGAAGACCCUCGAGGAACAGAGGAAGAUCUUUGAGAGGGAGAGGAGGAACUUCACUGAAGCAGCUAUAAGACUUAGCCAUGAGAGGAAGACCUUUGAGGACGAUCGAGCGAUGUGGCUCAAACACCAGUUUUUAAACUUGAGUCCAUUUCCUGACUCAAAGAAACCCCAGAUGUCAAAGUCUAAAAGUGCCUUUUUAAUAUCUAAAACAGAGGCGAGUACAGCGUCGGCUCCAGAAAAGCUCAUCAAAUGCCGGUCUGGCACAACCUCCCCCACACCCAGAUGUGUCUCGCUCACAUCACCUUCAACAGCCGACCUGUAUCGCACACUUUGCCUUAUCCCAGAAAACAGAUCAACCAAACCAAAGAGAAAGACUGAACAUGUGGAAGAAUCAAGCAUCUUUUUUAAUGGAAAUGUUCCAGCUCAGCACAAACAGUGGGACGACAGUGAAGACCACAGCAGCCACACACUCGCCAAGGAAAAGACCAGCUCUAUAUGAAGCCAUAAACAUUUAUAAUUUGGAUCAGAAUUUGUGUUAAUGUCCAUUGAUUAUGGAUGAAUUGUGGUAUUUCAGUGAACACCAAACACUUGAAGAUAGACUGUAAAAUGAGUGAGUCAUUGUUAACAAUUGAAGCCAAACAAGAGUUCUGGUUAGCUGCUGGUGUUCUGUGUGACUGAGAGAAGAUUUAAUUGUUUCUUUUUUAUUAUCUUACUGUUUUAUUUUUUAGAUUAUGUGAUAAACGUAUUUAUUUAUUUAUUUAUUUAUGUGGUGCUGUAAAUCUUGUUUUGGCAGUCAUAUCUUAUGUCUUGGAUCUUAGUCUGAGACUAGAAUUUCUUUGGCAAUGAAGGUGUUUCCAGAAAAGAUAAUGUGUCCCGGUAAUGACAUGUUGUUUGGCCCUCGUUAAGGGUCGCUGUUGCACUUAAACUUGCCUAAAUAUUGCUGUUUAUACCACAACUUUUUGACUUCUGUUAUCAUGUUAACAUUGGCAACUGGCACAAUGUUUUAGAAUGUAGAUUUAAUGCUGCUGUUUCACUGAAUGCAAUAAGAAACUGGGUAAAAUACAAAGUAUUUUUUCUAUAGUUUGAUAUAGAAAUGUGGUUGACAAUAUUGUUUUCUAGUAACUGUUGCAGAUACAUUAGUAGCAAGUGAUGUAUGAUGUUAAAUAGGGAGAAAGACUAAUUAAUUAAUUAAUGUGUCAUCAGACCACUCUGAUGUCAAUAUGAAUGUGAUUUAUUUCUCACCAUUUUUUUAAAUGAAUGUUUUAUUUUAGUAACAUUAUAUUGAGAGAUGAGAAUAAUUCUUACCACAUGAAUGUGACAUGAUUUAUAUUAGACAAUCUUAUAUUGAAACAUUCAUUAUACCUUCUUGAAACACAAGUUUCUUGUCAUUUGACGUUUAUUGGCCUCUAUCGAGGUUACUGAUCAACAGAACUGAAUCAUCUGCCCCUUGCCUGUAACUGAUGGAAGUGGAGACCAUCGAGGUAAACACCGUAAAGCAGCGAUUGAACAGGACCGUCUUGGAAAGAGGCAAGUGCUGUAAUCAAUUUUUACUUUUGUGGCCAGUCAUGCAGUAUUGGCAAACAUCGAUACGUUCACAUACUGUAUAUUUUACAUGGGUGAUUUUGUGUUAUGUUAUGGAGCUGUAAAGUACAUCAUCAAUGAAAUGUACUCAAUGAAGUGGACACAGUAGGUUGUCGUCUUUUUGACAACAAUCAACUAUAGUAGUGUUUGGAAAGCAAAUGUGAAUUGAAAUUGAAGAUAUAUACUCACCCCAUUGAUUGAUUGAUUUUGGGAGUGAUGUCUGUUUUUUAAAUGUAGGUUUCUAUCAAAAGCCUUUCACACAUAAUGGAAUAAAAAUUAACGAAACACCAGA
This is a messenger RNA of Sebastes umbrosus (honeycomb rockfish), 3375 nucleotides long. Its product is annotated as afadin- and alpha-actinin-binding protein-like. NCBI's taxonomy places the organism in Eukaryota, Metazoa, Chordata, Actinopteri, Perciformes, Sebastidae. Bases 250 to 2001 code for a protein of 583 amino acids. The transcript has 14 exons. The record is from RefSeq and is a predicted model, not a curated record.